GAUAGAUAGCAAGAAAGCAUAGGCUGAGAUUUUCCAUAGCUUACACACCAAACAAACACUACCACCACCUACAUAUUCUAUCUAAUCCCAACAACACUCUUACUACUAUUACUUUACUUACUACACUCUUUCUUCUUCUUCUUCUUCUUCUUCUUGAUUGAUUAUUCUCUCUAAUCAAUCACACUAUGGCUUCUUCUUCUCUUCAUCUUUCUCAAGCAUUCCUCGCACGUGCCGUUUACCUCAACCCUGAAAUUCGUGCAGCUUCACUCUCUUCCACUUCUUCCCUCUCCUUCCCUGCUCUCAAAUCCUCCUCUUCAUCCAAACCACCUACCUCCCGUCGCAGAACCACACCAGCCAUCCGCGCCACCGCUGUUGAAACACUCGACAAAACCACCGAAGCUUCUCUCGUUGAGAAAUCAGUCAACACUAUUCGAUUCCUUGCUAUCGAUGCCGUUGAGAAAGCUAAUUCGGGUCACCCGGGUUUACCCAUGGGUUGUGCUCCAAUGGGUCACAUUCUAUACGAUGAAGUUAUGAGAUAUAACCCAAAGAAUCCUUCUUGGUUUAACCGUGAUCGCUUUGUUUUGUCUGCUGGACAUGGUUGUAUGCUUCAGUAUGCUCUUCUUCAUCUUGCUGGUUAUGACAGUGUCCAGGAAGAUGACUUGAAGCAGUUUCGACAAUGGGGAAGCAAAACUCCUGGACAUCCCGAGAACUUCGAGACAUAUGGAAUUGAAGUCACCACAGGUCCUCUGGGUCAGGGUAUUGCCAAUGGUGUUGGAUUGGCACUUGCCGAGAAGCACUUGGCUGCACGGUUUAACAAGCCUGACAGUGAGAUUGUUGACCAUUACACGUAUGUUAUAUUGGGAGAUGGUUGUCAAAUGGAAGGAAUUUCAAAUGAAGCGUGUUCACUUGCCGGACAUUGGGGUCUUGGAAAGCUAAUUGCAUUUUAUGAUGAUAACCACAUUUCUAUUGAUGGUGACACUGAAAUUGCAUUCACUGAGAAUGUUGAUCAACGUUUUGAGGCACUUGGAUGGCAUGUGAUUUGGGUAAAGAACGGAAAUACUGGGUAUGAUGAAAUUCGUGCAGCCAUUAAGGAAGCAAAGGCUGUCACAGACAAACCUACUUUGAUUAAGGUAACCACUACCAUUGGAUUUGGUUCUCCAAACAAAGCUAAUUCCUACAGUGUUCACGGAGCCGCAUUGGGUGCUAAAGAAGUAGAUGCUACAAGGCAGAAUCUUGGAUGGCCAUACGAGCCUUUCCAUGUGCCAGAAGAUGUUAAAAAGCAUUGGAGUCGCCAUACCCCUGAGGGUGCUGCACUCGAAGCUGAGUGGAAUGCUAAAUUUGCCGAGUAUGAGAAGAAAUACAAAGAGGAGGCUGCAGAGCUAAAGGCUAUUAUUAAUCGUGAAUUACCUGCUGAUUGGGAGAAAGCACUUCCGACUUACACUCCGGAAACCCCUGCUGAUGCUACAAGAAAUCUGUCACAGCAAAAUCUAAAUGCCCUGGCCAAGGUUCUUCCUGGUCUUAUUGGUGGCAGUGCAGAUCUUGCCUCUUCCAACAUGACUUUGUUGAAAUCGUUUGGAGAUUUCCAAAAGGCUACUCCAGAAGAGCGCAAUGUUCGUUUUGGUGUUAGGGAACACGCAAUGGGAGCAAUCUGCAAUGGUAUUGCUCUUCAUAGCCCGGGAUUCAUUCCAUACUGUGCAACUUUCUUUGUCUUCACCGACUACAUGAGAGCUGCCAUAAGGAUUUCAGCUUUGUGUGAAGCCGGAGUUAUUUAUGUUAUGACCCAUGAUUCAAUUGGACUUGGAGAGGAUGGACCAACUCAUCAGCCAAUAGAGCACCUGGCAAGCUUCCGAGCAAUGCCAAAUGUUUUGAUGCUUCGUCCAGCUGAUGGUAAUGAAACUGCUGGAUCAUACAGAGUUGCCGUGCUUAACCAGAAGAGACCCUCAAUUCUGGCCCUUUCUCGGCAAAAGUUGCCUAACCUUCCGGGAACUUCUAUUGAAGGUGUUGAAAAGGGUGGCUACACCAUUUCAGACAACUCAUCAGGUAACAAGCCUGAUGUUAUUUUGAUUGGAACUGGUUCUGAGUUGGAAAUUGCCGCUGCCGCCGCUGAUGAUCUAAGGAAAGAAGGAAAAACUGUAAGAGUUGUUUCUUUUGUUAGCUGGGAACUUUUUGAUGAUCAGUCAGAUGAAUACAAGGAGAGUGUUCUCCCUGCUUCUGUGACAGCUAGAGUCAGCAUUGAGGCGGGAUCAACAUUUGGUUGGCAUAAGAUUGUUGGAAGCAAGGGAAAAACCAUUGGCAUUGAUCGAUUUGGAGCUAGUGCUCCAGCAGGGAAAAUAUACAAGGAGUAUGGCAUAACCAAGGAAGCUGUUAUUUCUGCUGCCAAAGAAGUUUCAUAGAUCUGUUGAGGUUCUGUUUUUUCUUUUUUAAUCCAGAACUUGUGGGUUUCAUUGGUGGCUUUGUAUUACUAUUAUUACGAGAGUUGUUUCUUGAGAUAUCAUUUUAGCCACAAUAAGGAUGAAUAGAUUGCUCUAGCAUAUGAUUCUCAAAGGAGCAACAUAGAUUAAAUGAUGAGAUCAAUUAAGGAAGUUGUAUGAAUUGUAACAACUAUUUUGGCUUGUGAAUUACAUAUUGUGAUGUAGUUGAAUUCAGUGAUUCUCACUCUACCA
This is a messenger RNA of Medicago truncatula (barrel medic), 2663 nucleotides long. Its product is annotated as transketolase, chloroplastic. Bases 186 to 2393 code for a protein of 735 amino acids. Gene Ontology annotation, biological process: pentose-phosphate shunt. The record is from RefSeq and is a predicted model, not a curated record. The transcript has 7 exons. Gene Ontology annotation, molecular function: transketolase activity. Gene Ontology annotation, cellular component: cytosol. NCBI's taxonomy places the organism in Eukaryota, Viridiplantae, Streptophyta, Magnoliopsida, Fabales, Fabaceae.